Molecule: messenger RNA, 156 nt
Organism: Meloidogyne enterolobii
Lineage: Eukaryota; Metazoa; Nematoda; Chromadorea; Rhabditida; Meloidogynidae
Source: the annotation of a GenBank genome assembly
AUGGAAAUGAUGUUUAGAGCAAAGAAAAUGGGAUUUUCUGUUGGUGAAGUGCCAAUUGAAUUUGUUGAUCGUUUCUAUGGAGAAUCGAAACUUGGUGGUCAGGAAAUUGUUGAAUAUCUUUUUGGACUUUUUCGAUUAUUUACUUUUGUUAAUUAA